This is a messenger RNA of Cuscuta campestris, 927 nucleotides long. The record is from the annotation of a GenBank genome assembly. Lineage: Eukaryota; Viridiplantae; Streptophyta; Magnoliopsida; Solanales; Convolvulaceae.
UUGAAAACCGUGAAAAGUCAAAUAGAAAUACUAGUAAUAGUUUUAGACAAAGGGAGUAGGUACCAAUAACCACGUGUUCAAAAAACUUAUGAGUAUGCUAUAUGUACCCCAAAAUUUUUACCUCAUUUGUACACCAAAGGCGACCCCAUCCACUAUUUUUCGUUCACUUCACUGCAAGGAGGGAGCAUUGAUACCUUUUGAAUUUGGAGAACGCACAAACCCUGUUUUCAAGCAUUGGGAAACCCUUCAAAAUCUCCACUGAUAUAUCAUGGCAUACAAUUAUCGGUUGAUUAAUCCGCCGCCUCUCGUGCAUUCGCAGCACUAUCGGUCUCCAAGUAUCUCGUUCUCCGCCAAUGAAGUCCUUCCAGUGGGCCAUUCACUCCCAGAUGUUGGGCUCCCAUCAGGGGGGCACUUCAGAAACCCAAUGGAUAUGCGCGAGGCUUUCCUAAGAGAGAUUGAAAAGGAAAGUAUCAGAGAGAAAAUUAUAGCAGAAGAGAUUGCUCGAACAAGGUUCCUCAAUGCUGAAAUCAGGAUGGAGGAAGAAUGGGCACUGCAAAGGGGCGAGAAUGCCAAAUUACUGGCUAAGCCUUUUCCAUACCAUCAUCUAUCGGGAGCUAAGAGGAGGGCAGACACGGCAGCAGAGCCUUUGAAAGUCAUUAGCAGGAAUGUCUCACUAAAAGUAAAGAAAGGAAAGGCGAAGAAGGCUGUUUCAGUAAGAGCACUGCUUAAAUAAUGGGAAUUGAGCAUUCCUCAAAUGCAGGACUUUGUUGCUCAGGGUCACUUUUUAUUUUUUUGUUGCAAAAGGGGUCACCCAGAGAAGCCUUGCCGUGCAAUGCCAAUACAGUACCAAUCUUGUUUUAGAUAUCGAGAAGAAAGUUGUUUUGCAAAUCAAGAUUGGCAAACCUAUAAUGAACGUGUGGGGAUCUA